AUGGCCACUAAAACCUUCUCCCUCGCCGGGAAGGGCCUGAAACUCGACACCAAAGAACACCUGGACGAGCAUGUUGCCUCCCUUGUCGACUCCUCUACUGUCACUCAUAUCGAUCUCUCUGGUAACACCCUCGGCGUCUCAGCAUGCGAGGCUCUAGCUCCCAUCCUCUCUUCCAAAGCCACACUCGAAAGCGCAGACCUUCAUGACAUCUUCACCUCCCGACUCCUAGAAGAAAUUCCUCCCGCACUCUCCGCCCUGUUGACAGCGUUACUGGAAUGUCCCAACCUCCAUACCAUCGAUCUGAGUGACAAUGCAUUCGGCCUCAACACCAAAGAUCCGCUCGUUGACUUUCUCUCCAAACAUGUCCCACUAAAACAUCUCAUCCUCAACAACAAUGGAAUGGGCCCUAUUGCAGGAACCUCAAUCGCAGAUGCCCUAACGACGCUGGCAGAGCGGAAAGCAGAAGCAAGAAAAGCUGGCAAAGACGUCCCUGACCUGGAAAGCAUAGUCUGUGGGCGAAACAGACUGGAGAAUGGAAGUAUGGCAGCCUGGGCCAAAGCCUACGAGGCACACAAAUCAGGCAUCAAGAGCGUGAAAAUGACACAGAAUGGGAUUCGGCCAGAAGGCAUAUCACACUUGAUCUCCUCAGGGUUGUCCACGUGCAGUCACCUGGAGAUUUUGGACCUGCAAGACAACACAUUCACUCUCAAAGGUUCGCAGACGCUUUCCAAGGCGUUGGACGGAUGGUCAGACCUAAAGGAAUUAGGAGUCGGCGAUUCGCUACUGGGGGCCCGAGGCGCGAUCAAGGUCUUUGAGGCGCUAGGAGCAGGCAACAAUAAAAAGGUCGAGAUUCUGAGAUUGCAAUUCAACGACAUCAACCCCGCAGGUGUCAAGGCACUGCUCCAGGCGGCGAAAGAUGGUCUGUCAGAACUACGGAGGGUGGAGUUAAACGGCAACAAGUUUGAAGAAGAGGACCAGUCGGUGGAAGAUCUGGCAGCCCUGCUAAGCGACCGCAAAGACAAGAAGGGUGGUGAUGACGAUCCGGACGAUCAUUGGGGCCUGGACGAGCUCGACGAGUUGGAAGGAGAAGACAGUGACGAAGAAGACGAGGAUGGAGCAGAGGCAGAGGAAGAUGACGAUGAGGUGGAGGAAGAUGCUGUGCGAGAAAAGGUCCUAGAAAGUGCAGAUGCGGCGGAGAACGAGCCGGUCUCACAGAAGAAGGAUCAAGAAGUCGAUGACUUGGCCAAGACACUGGAAAAAGUCCUGUGA
Molecule: messenger RNA, 1269 nt
Organism: Exophiala bonariae
Lineage: Eukaryota; Fungi; Ascomycota; Eurotiomycetes; Chaetothyriales; Herpotrichiellaceae
Exons: 1
Coding region: 1-1269 (422 amino acids)
Biological process (GO): nucleocytoplasmic transport; activation of GTPase activity
Cellular component (GO): cytosol; perinuclear region of cytoplasm; nucleus
Molecular function (GO): GTPase activator activity; small GTPase binding
Source: RefSeq, a predicted model, not a curated record